GACAAAAAAGGAACACACCAGCAGUGUGAGGAGACCUGAAAGUGGCACAUGGCAGAGUGUGGCGAUGGAGACAGCAGCAAUGGGAGGCCGUACAGUGACCCAUGAGAGACUCUGGACCUGGGCAGCAGCAUGAGGAGGCGCGUUAUAGGGGCCCAAUGGCAGAUUAGGGGCCUGGCAGCAGCUAUGGAGGCCCGUAAUCUGCCAGCACCCUAUGACAAAAAAUGGAACACACCAGGAGCAGCCAGUGUGAGGAGACCUGAAAGUGGCACAUGGCAGAAGUGUGGCGAUGGAGACACGCAGCAAUGGGAGGCCGUACAGGGACCCAUGAAGACACUCUGGACCUGGCAGCAGCAUGAG
This is a messenger RNA of Staurois parvus, 357 nucleotides long. NCBI's taxonomy places the organism in Eukaryota, Metazoa, Chordata, Amphibia, Anura, Ranidae. The record is from the annotation of a GenBank genome assembly.